AUGGACCCUGUCACGGCCGUGGGAUUGGCUUCUGCCAUUAUCUCCUUUGUUCCUCUCGGGAUCAACCUGCUGAAAAAUGCCCGGGAAAUCCGUGAUUCCGUCGACGGCAGUCUCGAACGGAACCAAACUCGAAAAGUCAUCACUGAGGAGAUGCAAGCGGUCUCUCGAAGGCUAAGACCCACGGAUCAGACUCGAAUCGCACCCGAGCAAAAAGGUUUGUAUGACCUUGCACUAAAGUGCCACGAGUUGUCGCAGCAAAUCCUUGAGCUCUUGGACAAAAUUAAGCCUAAGCCACAAAGCUCUUUUGGCAUAUAUCGCUCGGCUUUCCGAGCUUGGAGUAAGGAAAGCGAGAUCAAGGAUCUAGAGAAGCGCUUAGAUGACUGCCGAAGCCAACUUACAUUAGGACUUGUCGACCUUUCAAAUGAGAACACUACAGCAUACUACGAGAAGCUUUCAUCCGUUGCUCAAAAUGAUGCAUCCAGACUUGAGGAACUGCAGGGACACAUCGAAGAGCUCAAGAAAGGUGUAGAGGUUGGGCAGAUUGGCACAGAGGUUUGUGAUCAGGUUCGGCGUCUCCUAGGGUUACAAGAGGAUGCACUUGCUGCCAUUUACCAACAACGCAUCCUCAGAAGCAUGCGAUUCGACGGCAUGCAUGAACGAGAUGAUAGAGUUCAUCUACCCCACGACAGUACUUUCGAAUGGCUGUUGGAAGAUAACGAACCAGGGGAUCAAGAGAAAUCACAGCCAGCGCUGAACAGAGCGGAAGAAGAAGAAAUGAUAGCAGUGAAGCUCAAAUCAAGGACCGCCUUUUUGAGCUGGCUUUCCUCAUCGGAAGGCAUCUUUCACAUCUCGGGUAAACUAGGCUCUGGAAAGUCUACCCUCAUGAAACUGCUCUACACACAUUCACAAACUCGCACUCAACUCCAAAAGUGGGCUGGAAGUGAUUAUCUUCUUAUCUCUAGAUUCUUCUUCUGGAAACCCGGAUCAGAGUUGCAAAAGUCUUUGGACGGCCUCUGCCGGUCUCUUCUCCACGACAUCCUCGAAGCUCGUCCAGAAUUGAUCCAGCACGUCCUACCAGAAAUUUGGAACCAGGCGACCAGUAGUCCUUGGCAAAUACAAAGCAAGCUCACUAUGUCCUCAAAUGUUUUCAAGUCCGGAUUAGAGCGCCUCAUCUCCAUCGGGUCCUCAUCUUCGCUUCCCAGUGGUGAUCUUCGCUUUUGCUUCUUUAUCGAUGGCCUGGACGAGUGCGAAGAGUCUCACAGCAAAGAUCACAUCUAUCUUGUAAGACUCUUAAAAGAUUGGGUCAAAAUCUCCCACGGUAGACUGAAGAUGGUUGUCUCCAGCCGAGACUACAACGUAUUCCUUAACGGAUUCUCAGCAGACCAACGCCUUCAACUCCACCAACUGACGUGGUUCGAUAUGAGGCACUAUGUUCGCGAUUCUCUUGAGCAUAUACAGAACGAAAAUCUCAAAAGAUACUUCCUCGACGCGAUCCCUGAGAAGGCAAAUGGUAUCUUUCUAUGGAUAGUCCUAGUCGUUAAUGAGAUCCGCAAAAAGGUCGAGGAUGACGCAUCACAGGAGCAGCUACUGCGACUACUCGACAAUCUUCCUCCAGGUAUAGAAGCCCUGUUUCAGCGUAUUCUCAGUGGCCUUGACCCAAACAGUCGAAGAACGGCGUACCAGACUAUGGCCAUCCUACAAACUGCACAGGAAAACUAUCUGCCUCUUUCUUUACUCGCCUUUUCAUACCUCGAGGAAUACCAAGAGGACCACGACUUCUCCAGUCGUGAAAGAUUCAUGGUUCUUGACCACAAGUUACUGGAUGUGGAUAGGACUCCUUCGAGAAGUGUCAAGCAACUUCGAGGGAUCUGCGGAGGGCUCGUCGAGGCUCGUGGAACAACAGACCCCGUAGCUCAGCAGUCUUGGAAACUUGGCUUUACGCAUCGAUCCAUCCCCGAAAUGCUCGAGAAAGCAGACAUCAAAAGAGAUAUGGAGUCCUCUUUAUCCCAUUUCGACGCCGUUAAUGCUCUUUCUCAUCUUAUCUUCGCAGAAGUCCAAUUCAUAAAUGACAAGAAAGCCGCUAGGCGAAUAUGUGGUGGCGUAACAUGGAUGCGUCUGACAGAGAGAGUGGAUACACCUCCAUACCACUUCCUCCAAACCAUGGCCUCUUGGGUAGGCGAUGCGUUUGGAUUAGACGCUGACCCUAGUCAGGUUCUGGUUUUCCAUGGGACCUCGACGUAUGCGACUGGGGGCUUGCACAGCUUAGUUCGUUACGGAGCAUUGGUAAGACGGGAUAACUUCAGUGCGAUAUGCCAGGCUACGAUGCUGGGUCAUAUCGAGUACGUGAGAUGGGCGUUUGAGAACGAUACCAAGGCUGUGGAUGAGCCUUGGAAAAGGGCUCUUGUGGCAAGUGUUCUUCUGGACAACCAUGUCCGCGGCAGUACGCCCAUCGACAAGGUGGGGUAUUUCUUUGAGAGUGUGUUCCUUUUCGAUGAAGUGGCUUGUUUCGAAACUAGGAAAUUCCCCCAGCUGUUCCCUCAACUGGUAUCCGUGUCAAAAUCACCAGACGAAGCAGUUGAGCAAGCAUCUGUCGACUCCAACGGCCCCAUCUCCGUUGAUCCCAACUACGCUACAUGCUACGAGCUUACAAUCUGGCAACGAUAUUUGGUAUCGUGUUUCCUAGGAUGGGCAGGCUCAAAAUACCCAUUUCACCCAGACCGCUUUGGUACAGCUGCUGAGCAGUUUAUGAAGCACGGGGCCCCAACUGGUUUUCAUGUCACUAUUGACAACUCAGAAUCCACGAAAUAUGUUGUGCUUCACUUUGGGGGCACGGCGAGACCUUUGAGCGUGGAAUUCGGCGAGAAUUUUGAGGCGCCUCUUGAACAAUUCGCAAUAUGGAAAGAGAGGAGUGUGAGUCAGAAGUGGAUGAUUCUGGUAUAA
Messenger RNA from Fusarium sp. VM40, 2940 nucleotides. Lineage: Eukaryota; Fungi; Ascomycota; Sordariomycetes; Hypocreales; Nectriaceae. The record is from the annotation of a GenBank genome assembly.